Messenger RNA from Neltuma alba, 900 nucleotides. RefSeq names its product serine/threonine-protein phosphatase 7 long form homolog. NCBI's taxonomy places the organism in Eukaryota, Viridiplantae, Streptophyta, Magnoliopsida, Fabales, Fabaceae. Bases 1 to 900 code for a protein of 299 amino acids. The transcript has 2 exons. The record is from RefSeq and is a predicted model, not a curated record. Gene Ontology annotation, biological process: meristem maintenance; meristem development.
AUGCAUGCUAAUCGAAUGAUUAAGCCACCCAAUCAGAUACUUGAAUAUCUUAGAUUAGCUGGAUUUUAUGGUGUUGCGAGGGUAGGGCAAUUUGAUUACGACCGGAGUUUGGUCUCAGCCCUUGUUGAGAGGUGGCGUCCUGAGACUCACACAUUUCAUACUACACGUGGAGAGUGCACGAUAACAUUAGAGGAUGUUGCUAUACAGUUAGGCCUUCUUUGUGUAGGAAUGCCUGUCAUUGGGAAAACUGACUUUAAUUGGCAAGAUGUUUGUGAAUGGCUUCUAGGGGUUAGACCACCUGCAGAUAGAAUACUUGGACAACGACUACUUAUGAAUUGGUUGGAAGAGCACUUUAAUCACUUACCUGAUGAUGCAGACGAUGUACAAGUUCAACAAUUUACUCGUGCAUAUAUUCUCAGGUUGAUUGGAGGAUAUCUCAUGCCAGAUAGAUCGUGUACUAGGGUGUAUUUGAUUUACCUUCCACUACUUUAUAAUCUGAAAGAAGUUGGAAAUUUUAGUUGGGGUUCAGCAGUUUUAGCUCACCUAUAUAGAGAAUUAUGUAAUGCUACUAAUCCAACUGAAGAUGGGAUUGGAGGGUGCUUAUCAUUAUUACAUUUAUGGGCAUGGGAUCGUUUUCCUACGCUAGCACCACAACAACCUGUAUCUCCAGAUCCACAGUCUAAUAUCUACCCUCUCUUACCUCUUUUGGGUUUCAGAUGGAAAAAUGUAAGACAAAAUCCUCGUCCAAGUGUCACAUCCUUACGCCAAUAUAGGAGUCUUCUUGAUAGAAUGACUGAUGAUGACAUAAUUUGGCAGCCAUAUGAAUCUUCUGAAGUGCGCCAAUUGAUUCCAGAAUACUGCUUGGCAACACUGAAAUUUGGCUUGCUUCAGUUCCUCUAA